Molecule: messenger RNA, 1101 nt
Organism: Letharia lupina
Lineage: Eukaryota; Fungi; Ascomycota; Lecanoromycetes; Lecanorales; Parmeliaceae
Exons: 2
Coding region: 1-1101 (366 amino acids)
Source: RefSeq, a predicted model, not a curated record
AUGCCCACAACAUCAGCCGAACGUGUCUUCCACGCUAUACCCGUCCCAGCCACAGCAGAAUCGCUGUACAAUCGCUCCUAUUUCUACGUAGGAGGUGAGUAUGUGGAUGCCGAGAGUGGCGAUGGCCAGCGUAUAUUCACAGGCCAGAUGUACGUGGAGCAGCUCACGCCAGCUGGUGGUGUAAAGCACCCAUGGCCAAUAGUCUUUAUUCAAGGAGGUGGUCAGACAGGAACGAACUUCCUCAACACUCCUGAUGGCCGUAAAGGGUGGGCAUCCUGGCUCCUAGACCAAGGCUAUACUGUCUACCUCCUCGACCAAAUCUCGCGCGGCCGCUCUUCUUACCACCCUUCUACUGGCCCAACUAUCACCUAUACUGCCGAACUGGCCGAAAAACGCUGGACUGCAUGCCGCGACUUUCAGCUCUGGCCGGAGGCCGCCCUUCACACGCAAUGGCCAGGCUCGGGCCGUGUUGGCGACCCUGUAUUUGAUGCUUACUACGCCAGCACCGUCCCCUCCCUCAGGGACUAUAGCGUGGAACAAACACUUAUGCAGACCGCUGGAGCUAGCCUGCUGGACCGCAUAGGGCCCGCUGUCUUAGCCACUCAUUCUCAAGGUGGCACCCAUGGCUGGCUGUGGGCUGACGUUCGACCUGAGCUUGUCAAAGCCAUUGUCGCAAUUGAACCCAGCGGACCACCUUUCCAAAGCACUAUUGUCAAAGACGCCACGGUCAAGCUCUACGGUAUAACGGACAUCCCCAUGAGCUAUGAUCCACCAGCCGAUGCCACGAUUGACGGCCAGGCACCAUUGCAAACACACGAACAACCUGCCCUCAAUGGCAGAACCUGUAUCCUGCAACAGGAGCCUGCGCGAAGACUCAAGAAUCUCUCCAAGAUACCCGUGUUGUUAGAAACAGGCGAAGCAAGCUCCCAUGCUUCUUACGAUGAGUUCACUGUGCGCUUCCUUAGGCAGGCAGGCGUGAACGUGAAGCAUCUCAAGCUUGCGGACGAGGGGGUUCACGGGAAUGGGCACCUACAGUUUCUUGAGAAAAACAAUUUGGAAAUCAUCGAGAUGCUCGAGAAGUGGAUCAAGACGAUUGAAUAA